AUGUUGCUGAGGACACUGACGGUUGUCGCUGUGCUUCUGUUUGCCAAUCAAUCGGCUGCGGAGGAGUUUGACUACAUUGACCGGCUGUCGAACACGGUUACGACGACGCAUGAAGCUGCUUACAAGAUCAAGAUCAGUGAACCCUUUCGGUCAUUGGGAGAACUGCACCAUCGCCAGGAAAGCAACGGGCACAUGUUCCGGGUGUCUUUUUCAGCCUUUUCGAACGGAUCCGACAUCAUCCUGAUUCAUGCCGAAACGCUGGAAGAUGCGAGCGGCAUGUUGAACUACGAUCACCUUCCAGCCGGCGAGAUCAACGGCGUCACGGUCGGUCUGCGCGAACAAUGUCUCCCCAAGGAGGCAGAAGCUUCCCUUGCCGGCAAUCGCGAAGCAUUGUUCGCGAGGGAUCAGGGGUUCGAACUUCAGCUGCCUUUCUUGCUGAUGCAACACCUCAUUGCGUCGGAAGACGGCAAUGCGGAACUUGUCCUCUCUUAUGGCCGGCACGUCGAAGACUGUGCUGAAAUCUCAGAUGCUUUCAGGUCCGAAACACAGGCGCGUAUAGCGCGCGCCAUCGAAUUCGAACCAAUUCCGGAUUAG
Molecule: messenger RNA, 594 nt
Organism: Effrenium voratum
Lineage: Eukaryota; Dinophyceae; Suessiales; Symbiodiniaceae
Source: the annotation of a GenBank genome assembly